AUUAAUAUCAACUCGCUCCCACGCAUCACAAUUCCCAUUUCAAACAAAAUACCCUAACUUCACAUUCAAAAUACCCUAACCUCAGAAGGGGAUGUCAGAUGGGGGAGGAUCUGUUUAUUUUAUUUUUGCUUUCUUGUUGCCAAUUUUACAUUUUGCUUUAUCAUAUUUGUCUAUGCACAUGACUACGUCUUGGUUUCAAAGAAUUUACCUUCACAGCUUCGCUUGAUGAAUAAAAGUUGUAGUUCAAAGAAGUUUCUGGCAGAAUCUUGUAAGAGUACUGACAUCUAACUGAAUCCGAAAGUUGACUUGUAUCAAGAAGAGAUGGUGGAUUUUAGGGACAAGAAAGGGUCUGAAUUCACUGUGUUUACCUGCCAUCAUUUGCACCCAGGCAACAGAGGCUGGGUUGAAGUGGUUUGAACUCGAAUGUGUUUCGUUGGAAAAGAAAUAUGAUGGCAAACCUAAAAUCAACUAUGUCACAGUUUCUGAGGAUUACACGAGUUUCUAAAAUGACUUAGCGAGUUUGCUGGUCUGGUUUUGUUUACUACUGGACUAGAAGGAUACGCAAGACCUGUUGUUGACAAAAUCGACCUUGAAAAUUUGUUUAGCCAUAGACUUUAUCUCCCUUCAACUAUUAGCACCUACACCAUAUUCAUGUUGGCCAGUGUUUGUGACUCCUUAUAAUCUCCCUCUUGAAUUGUGUAUGACAAGUGUGGAAGCAUAUGAUGUAUCAAUGAAACAAAACUUUAGAUUGCGUGCUACUUUGAUACUUUCCUGCUUAUGAAAUGAUGUCUGGGUGGUCGACUGCAGGCAAGUUAGCUUGCCCUUGUUGUAUGGAAGAGACAAAAGCAUUCACUUUGAAACAUAGGGGUCAAAACUCAUGGUUUGACUGUCACCGUUGACUCUUGCCAAUGCAACAUGAGUUUAGGAGAAAUACUAGUGAUUUUAUAAAGAAUAAGUCUGAUUUUGAGGAGCCAACGCCAAUUUUAUCACGAGAAGAAAUUUGGGAUAGAGUGAAGAAUCUGCCUAAGGUAACAGAGUCUCCGCCAUUCAGGAUACCUAGUUAUGGUGUUACACAUAACUGGACUAAACGAAGCAUAUUUUGGGAGUUAGAUUACUAGAAGAACAAUCUUCUGCCUUAUAAUCUGGAUGCCAUGCAUAUUGAGAAAAACUUCUUUGACAACUUGUUUAAUACUAUGAUGGAUGUAAGUAACAAAACAAAAGAUAACUUGAAGGCCAGGAUGGACUUAAAGGAGUAUUGUCGGGGCAGUGAGUUGUACUUGACAUACUUAAACAAUAAGAUUCAGAAGUCCAAGGCCAGUUACACAUUCACUUUGGAUGAUAGAAGAGUGAUUUGUGAUUGGGUUAAGAAUUUGAGAAUGCCAGAUGGAUAUGCGUCAAAUUUAUCCAGGUGCGUUGACAUGAAGGAAGGGAAGUUGACCUCUAUGAAGAGCCAGUCACUGAUGCCAAUUGCAUUCAGUACGUUGCCCGAUAGAAUAUGGAAGCCCAUAACAGAGAUAAGCUUAUUUUUCAAAGAUUUAUAUUCUAACACAUUAAGGGAGGAGAACCUAUCUUUGAUGGAUAUCAACAUUCGCUUAACCUUAAACAAGUUGGCAAAAAUUUUUCCUCCUGUUUUUUUUUUGGAUGUUAUGGAGCAUUUUCCAAUUCACCUUGUGCGUGAGGCACAACUUGGAGGGCCUGUUCAGUGUAGAUGGAUGUAUCUCUUUGAGAGGAUUAUUGGCAAAGGUAAGCGGACCAUAAAAAAUAGAUCUCGAAUUGAGGGAUCAAUAUAUGAGGCUUAUUUGGCUAAAGAGACCUCUUAUUUUUGUUCAUAUUAUUUUGAAAAUGAUGUACCAUGUCUGAGAAACCGACCUAAUAGGCAUGAUGAUGGAGACAAUACAGAUUUUUCAGCACCACCAUUUUCAAUAUUCAAUCAAACAGGUAAAGGAAGUCCAAAAGUUGGUCCACUUGGAUAUUUGAAUGAGGUGGAGCUUAAGUCAGCUACAACACAUGUAUUAUUAAAUUGUCCCGAGGUCCUGCCUUUUUAUAACUACUUUGUGGCUUUACACGGGGAUGCUGCUGUUUAUCCUAUGUUUUCAGUGUAGUUUAGAGAAUAUGUAAGUGUAACUUAAAUAUUUAACACGAUUUACACUUUUGUUUAGUCUUAUGUAUAUUUAAAUUCUAACUGUUCUUGAACUUUUUAUAGGUUUAUAAUCCACUUAAUUAUGACCCAAAUGGCCAAUUUUUACGUGAUAUAGCUUGGGGACCUAAUGCUAAAGUCAGAAAGUUUUCUAAGUACUCUGUCAAUGGGUACAAAUUUCAUACAGAGGAGUUCUCUAAGGGCAAGAAAACCAACAAUAGUAGGGUUUGGGUGAAAGGUGAUGGUGGUGUUGAUUAUUAUAGUGUGCUUCACGAGAUUUUAGAACUCGAUUAUCAUGUUGGUUGGCCAAAGAAAAAGUUGGUUCUCUUUCGGUGUAAGUGGUAUGAUCCUAUGCCUAGGUUAGGUACAAAGGUGCACCCUCAGUACAAAAUAGUCGAAAUUAAGUGUACAAGGGAGUAUGGACUCUAUGAUCUAUUUGUCAUUGCACAAAAUGUGAAACAGGUGUAUUACGCUCCUUAUCCUUUGUGUAAGAAUAAAUUUGCAUGGCGGGUAGUUAUAAAAACAAAGUCCGUGGGUAGAGUUGAAGUAGAGGAUGCAUUGGAUGUAGCGAUCAGAAUAACAUUUCAAGUGUUGAAGAAAGGGUGGAUGAUUAAUUAGCAGGUGAGUUGCAGCAUACCGAAGGCCUAUAUGAAGAAUUUGAUCCUUCUAAACUUAGGUCAAUUGUUAAUGAUUAUGGAGAAGGAACAUCCGGGGCAAAUGACAAGGAAGAUCCAACUGAUGAAAAUGAAAUAAGCGAGGAAGAGUUACUUGAUGAAAAUGAAACAAGUGAGGAGGAAGAAUCGAUGGAUGAAUAUGAAUCAAGUGAUUAGGAAGAAUUGAUGAAUGACUAUGAAACAAGCGAUGAGGAUUGAGUUGUUAUUAAUAGUAGUGUGUAGUUGGUCUUGAAUUGUAUUUUAGCUGCUGCUUUUUGUUAUUUUACUUGACAAUAUAGUGUCUUUUCUUUGUUAACAUUUGUAGUGCCAAUAAGAACAUUGAGAUUGUUAGAUAAAAUAGCAGUGAUGAAUUUCUAUAGUAUUUGUGUGUUGUCUGUUUUAUUCAAUUGGUACUACAGAAAAGAACUAUCCACUUUAUAUGUGCAGAGGUAAAAAACUUUUCUUCUUUAUGAACACUUGCUAUAGUGUUGUUUCAUUCGUUCGAUAUUGUAUUUGUUUCCUUUUUGGUAAGAAGUUCUCGUUUUCU
Molecule: messenger RNA, 3337 nt
Organism: Capsicum annuum
Lineage: Eukaryota; Viridiplantae; Streptophyta; Magnoliopsida; Solanales; Solanaceae
Exons: 7
Coding region: 1152-2102 (316 amino acids)
Source: RefSeq, a predicted model, not a curated record